CAUGAACACCAUUGAGCUCUCUUGUGCGUUUUCACUCCUUAAAUCACCAGCUACGGCUCAAGUCUACCAACGUAUAAGCUUUAUAAUGGCCGCCAUCGUCCCGAUCUCCUGCAACCAGCGCUGGCGCAGUCGUUCUCGCAACGCCAGUACCGACUCGGACUUUUUGGGCCUCAUGCCAACCUCGCCCUCGAUCGCCGGUGAACUCACAAUCGACGUGCUGAACGAAGCCAUUUACGAAGGCGAUGACGAGGACAAGGUCGUCGAACCGGUUGAGUCUCCGCACUCCCUCGUUUUACCCCGAGAAUAUGCUGCUCACGAACCUGCGUGGCCGGUUCAACCUACGAACAACGCCAAGUCCAUGGAGAGACGACGAGCAAGUGGCUUCUAAAGCCGAUGCCGAUAGGUGUUUGUCUUCACGUGAAACCAGUGUCGUCUGUACUGUGUCCUCAAUUGAAAUCUUGGCUAAAUAUCAAUUAUCC
Molecule: messenger RNA, 479 nt
Organism: Phytophthora nicotianae INRA-310
Lineage: Eukaryota; Oomycota; Peronosporomycetes; Peronosporales; Peronosporaceae
Exons: 1
Source: RefSeq, a predicted model, not a curated record